Messenger RNA from Amoebophrya sp. A25, 346 nucleotides. The record is from the annotation of a GenBank genome assembly. NCBI's taxonomy places the organism in Eukaryota, Dinophyceae, Syndiniales, Amoebophryaceae.
AGAAAAUGUCGGGUGGUCGAUUCGCUGUUUACGCGAUGACCACCGUCAUGCUCCUGGGCACAUGUGGUGCCGUCAACUUUGAUAUGCCGCAACCGGUUCGGCCAAUUGGGCCACAACCCUCUUCACCUUCCCAAGGUGAGAAAUUGGGUUUCCAAGGUGAGUCUUCGCUUGGAGGUGAGUCUUCGCUAGGACUGCUUGGUCGCAGUGCAAGUGGCACAAGCACAGACGCUGGCACCGGUGGAACAGGAACUAUUAUUACCAGCACAUCAACACCGGAACUACCGGAUCGGGAAUCGCUAUCUGAAUUUGACUUGGGUGAGGGAGGCGCAUCCCCUGAGGAAACCGG